This is a messenger RNA of Tetrahymena thermophila SB210, 4374 nucleotides long. RefSeq names its product ABC transporter C family protein. Gene Ontology annotation, cellular component: membrane. The record is from RefSeq and is a predicted model, not a curated record. Gene Ontology annotation, molecular function: ABC-type transporter activity; ATP binding; ATP hydrolysis activity. The transcript is spliced from 7 exons. Gene Ontology annotation, biological process: transmembrane transport. Lineage: Eukaryota; Ciliophora; Oligohymenophorea; Hymenostomatida; Tetrahymenidae.
AUGAACCUACCUCAUUAAUCUGCAGAAAAGGAAGAGACCAAUAAAGGUGUACACACAAACAAUUUUAUUGAGACGCUUCAAACUGAUAAUAUUGAAGAGAAAGGACUCAUUAAUAACGGUGUUUAAAAUAUAGUGAAGGAAAAUGCUUAAGCAGCUUAAACGCAAUUGAGUUCGGAUGAAAAAUCUAGCUCAUCAAAAGAAUAAGUUAAAGUAGAAAUAAAGGAGCAAGAUAAAGAAUUUAGAAUGGAUAAUAAGACAUUUAAAUUAGGCGUUCCUUGGAUUUUAAGACUCAUGUUUGUAGAUGUCACAAAAUUGAUGUAUUUGGUUCAUAAAAAUGUGAUUUAAAAGAAAAAAAGAAUGGAUUUGCAUCAUUUACCAGAUUUAGAGCCAAGUGAAAAAGUAGAAAAUAACUAUUUCUUGAUGGAAGAAGCACUUAAUAGGAUUAGCAAAGGCUAAAACAUUUAAGGAAAACAUGUUUCAAGCAUGGUGAAAUAUGUUUUUAGAGUAGAAUUUCUUAAGUGUCAUAUUAUCAUAGCAUUGAGUUUAAUUGUAAAAGUAUUUAACUCUGUUCUUAUUUAAAGAAUUAUAACUGCUUACAAUGAUGAUGAUUUAGGCAUGGCUUUAUUUUGGGCUUUUAUGCUUUUCAUACUACUUUUGAUUAAUAUUUCUACAAACAAUAAUGCUUUCAACUUGGUUCAAAAUAUUUCAGCUUAAAUUAGACUGAAUUUGGUUACUUAUCUCUACACAAAGGCAUCCAAUCUCUCAAACUUUCAAAUAUAAAAAGCUAAUAUAGGAAAAUUAUUCAAUUUGAUAUCUUACGAUUUAGGUACAUUGGAAAUGAUGCUUUAUUUUGCAUUCAUGAUUCUCUACAUUCCUCUUUUACUAGUUAUAUCAGCAGUUGUGCUUUACUUUCGUUUUGGAGGGUAUGGAAUUCUGAGUGUUGUGAUCAUAACAAUGAUCAUUCCAGUUUAGCUGAUAUUUGGAGUUAAAUAAAAAGUGUAUACUGAUAUGAAAAAUAAAUUUUCUGAUGAGAGAAUAAAACUCAUUAAUGAAACUGUGGAAGGUAUUAGAUUAAUGAAAAUGUAUGGAUGGGAAUAAGCUUUUGAAAAAUAUGUAAAAAUAGUCAGAAAGAAAGAGCUUAAUAGCAUUAGAAAUAUUUAAUUAUUUAGAGCAUCUGAUCGUGGAAAUUCUACUUCAUUAGUCCUUAUUGCUGCUUUCUUCCCUAUUUUGAUUGUGUAUUAUAAAGGUACAGCAACUGUCUCUAGUUCAAUUAUUUAUGCUACCCUUGAAUAGCUUUAUGGAUUGAGGAGUAUUUUGUUUUUAACAGGUGUUGGAAUAGGAUUCUUAUUUUAAAUUGGAUUGAUUUUAAAUCGUUUUGCAGACUUUUUGAGACUCAAAAAAUAAUCAACUACAUUCUUGGAAGAAAACCUUGACCAUGAUCCUGAGCUUUAUGAGAGAUAAUUACAAAUUAAAAAGAAAAGAGAACAACUCAAUAAAAAGAAAAUGGUCUUCCUCAAAGAAAACCCAUAAGGAUAAAGAGAUAAAUAAGCUAUGAAGCAAUUCGAACUUGAACCUGAAGAAUAAAAAACUAUUGAUAUCAAGAAUAAUAAGUACAACUAAAUAGAGUACGCUAUUCAAGAACCAUCAGAUCCUUAAAAUGCUGCUGAGUUUACUAAUUUCAGUGGCUUUUGGGAUGUUGACAAUCCUCCUGUACUUAAAAAAAUUGACUUAAAAAUUAGAAAAGGCUGGUAGUAUGGCAUUGUUGGUAAAGUAGGCUCUGGUAAGUCUUCUCUAUUGCAAGUUAUGUUAGAUGAGAUUCCUCAUCUCUAAGGUGACUUAAAAAAAGUUGGCACAGUCAGCUUUGUAGAGCAAGAACCUUACGUGUUUUCUGGUAAAUUCAAGGACAAUAUUUUAUUUGGCAAGCCCUAUGAAGAAGAAUUUUACAACUAAGUGCUUAAGGCAUGCUGCUUGGUGUAAGACUUAGAGCAGUUACCAAAUGGGGAUGAGACAGAAAUUGGUGAAAGAGGUGUUAAUUUGAGUGGUGGUUAGAAGGCAAGACUUUCUCUAGCCCGUGCAGUUUAUAGCAGAAGCGAUAUUUACUUAUUAGAUGAUCCUCUGAGUGCAGUUGAUUCCAAAGUUGCUAGAAAACUUUACCAAAAUUGUUUAAAUGGAUUACUGAAAGACAAAACUGUAUUAUUGGUUACUCACCAAAUUCACUUCACUAAAUCUUGUGAUGAAAUACUCGUUUUAGAAUAAGGUAACCUUGCUCAUAGAGGUAAAUUCCAUGAAUUAGAAAAGAUACUUUUAGAGAUGGCUAAUUAAGAGACUUUUGGUGAAGAUAAAGCUUCUUAAUCACAUUUGUCAAGCAAUAACUUGAAUAUGCUUGAAAAUUAAAAAGAUGAAGAAGAUAAUAAAGCUUAAGAGCAUCUAGAUAAAGAGCAAGAGGAAAAACUCAAAGAAAUUAAAGAAAAAAAAGGCAAAUUAUUUAUAUUAGAAAAGGAAGAGAAAUUUGACCUAUCAUUAAGAACAUAUAAAACUUAUUUUGGAUACAUUAGAAGCAACUUCAGAAUUGCUUUUGUAUUGAGUCUUUAUCUUUUGAGUGAAGGUCUUUACACAUCAUUUUAUUACGUUUUCGGAUCUUACGAUCAGACUGAGGAUAAAACACAAUUAUUCUAUGUGUCAGGAAUUCUGAUGGUCUGCUUUAUCAUUGUGUGCGUCUCAAAGUAUAUCUUAACUGUGUUAACUGCAAAUAUAUCGAAUUAAAAUCUACAUACUCAUAUGUUUAAUUAAUUAACUCGAGCUCCUAUCUAAUAUUUUGAUUAAACUCCUUCAGGACGUAUUCUAAAUAAAUUUUCAAGUGAUAUCGGUAAUGCAGAUUUGAUGCUUCCUUUCAUGCUUUUUGAUAGUUUAGAAGGUCCUCUUCAACUACUUAAUAUAUGCAUUACUGUUGGAGUCUUUAACCCAUGGUUCUUUAUCAUCGCAUUUUUCAUGAUAUUCACUACAAUAUUGCUUUUGAAAAAUAACAUGCCUCUAAUUGUUGGAUCUAAAUAAUUAGAUUUGAUGUUUAAAAGUCCAGUGUAUUCUUUCUUUGCUAGAACAAUUUAGGGCAUAGUGCAUAUCAGAAUUUAUAAGUAAGCAAAAACUUUCUUCACUUAAAUGUGUAAAAAUGCAAAUAAUUCUAUUCGUACAAAUUAUGCUGUAUGGAGAUUUAAUAGAGCUUUCGCAUUCAAUUAAUAGCUAACAACUACUUGCUUUAGUCUUUCAGGAAUCAUUCUUAGUAUUUACACAUCUUCAUCUUCAGAUAAAUUAGGUUAAUCUAUCGUAUAUUUAACAUAAAUUAUUGAUGUUAUAGCAGCACUUUCUCGUUAAAUUCCUAAUCUUGACAGCAACAUGUCAUCUGUUGAGCGUGCCCUGUAAAUCUGUAGACUUCCUUAAGAAGAUCCAUUAGUUAAUCCUUUGGAUCACAAACUUUACUUAACAAACGGCGAAGAAGAUAAAAAAAAAUAACAAAAAAAAUCAGAAAAUAAUCACUUGAAAAAAUCUUGGGUAAAAAAUGGUGAUAUUAUUUUCUAAAAUGUUCAAAUGAGAUAUAGAAAAGACCUUGACUUAGUAUUAAAAGGUUGCAAUUUUAGUAUAAGAGGAGGCGAAAGAGUAGGUUGUGUAGGUAGAACUGGUGCUGGUAAAUCUUCUAUUUUACAAGUUCUUUUCAGAAUGGUACCAUAUGAGAGUGGAAGUCUUAUCACUAUAGAUGGUGUAGACAUAAAAGAGAUGGGUCUACAUACACUUAGAAACUCUAUGAGUAUAAUUCCUUAAAUACCUUUCGUAUUUAGUGGAUCAAUAAGAAGAAACUUAGAUCCUUUAGAUGAAUAUACCGAUGAAGAAAUCUGGUAAGCAUUAAAACAAACAGAUUUAGAGGAGACAAUUAAAAAACUACCUCAUGGUUUGUUGACAGAUAUGUCAAAUGCUCAAAGUGUUUUCUCAACUGGAUAGAAAUAGUUAAUAUGUUUAGCUAGAGCCAUUUUGAAAAACAGUAAAAUAUUAGUGCUAGAUGAAGCCACAGCAAAUGUUGAUAUGAGGACUGAUGAAUUCAUUUAAUAAGCUAUUAAAUAGCAAUUCGUAAAUUCUACUAUAUUUACAAUAGCUCAUCGUUUGAAUACAAUAGCAGAUUAUGAUAAGGUAAUUGUUAUGGAUUAAGGUGUUGUAUCUGAAUGUGAUGAACCUUAUAAAUUAUUGGUUAAAACUAUUGGAGAUAGCGAUAUAACAUCUGACUCUAUAUUUGCAUAGAUGGUUAAAAAUACUGGAAAAGAUAACUCCCUAAAUAUUUUAAAAAUUGCCUAAAAAAGAUAUAGUGAACUCCAUAACAUAGAUGAAUGA